Messenger RNA from Aplysia californica (California sea hare), 1104 nucleotides. RefSeq names its product DEAD-box ATP-dependent RNA helicase 42. The record is from RefSeq and is a predicted model, not a curated record. Lineage: Eukaryota; Metazoa; Mollusca; Gastropoda; Aplysiida; Aplysiidae.
ACUGGUAGAUAUCUUAUAUGUGCCUCGGCAAAGUGAUAAAACCUGUGCAGGACAGCCACAGUGAACACAGGCUUGCCGCUCGCUCAGUUUCCUAUAAUAAACCUCAUAGAGGUGCUGACUCAUGCAAACGGUACAAGUAGUCUACCCCCCCCCCCCUUCCAAAUCGUCCAUGUUACAUGCUUCCCUCGAAAGAAAAUUGACUCCUACAAUCUUCAACGUGUUUGUGUCGACGGCAUCGGGAAGUUUUGUCCCCGGCUGAUAUAUUAUGAGAUCUAUAACGUUUCAAACAGCAUGGAAUAAUGUCCCACCCACGACAACGACGAUGAUGAUGAUGAUGAAGUACGUGUGUUUGUUUGUUUGUUUAUGUGUGUGUGUGUGUGAGUGAGAGUGUGUGUGCGUGCGUGCGCAUGCACACGCUGCGUUGCCAUAGGUGGGUGAUAACCUGGGUUAUUCUUUUAAUUCCACUCCACAGAAUUCUUCACGACCAGUGACAAAGUGUCAAGUGUCAAACUGGCAAUAAAACUAGAAGGAAAAGUAAUCUAUAAUAUUUUAAUUUGUGCCGGAAAGUAGUCUAGAAUGCUGCAAAUUUACGUCGAAAUUAAAAUAAAUAAGAAAUAAUUUUUCUUAUUUGUUUGUGUGCUUGUCUUGAAAUCAAGCAAAAAUAGUUUGUUUUUUAAUUUUUUAAUGCGCACCAUAACCAAUUGCCUUAACGGCUUGAAUACCUAUUUUUAGACAUACCAUUGUUGAAACAUGGCGGCGUUAGAGAUCGUAAACAGUUGAACAGUGAAAUCAACACGGAGGAAGACUUCAAUCUUCGUUUGGAGAGAAUUGAACCAAAGGAUGCCCUCGGAGAACAGGAGGCGAAAGGACGACACUUGGACACCAGAUGAACUGAAUAAAGCCUUGAAGGGCCCAAAGGAUGAUAUGCAUCGCAGAAAGAGAAAGGAAGAUGAUGGCGAUCACAAGCGCCACCGAGAAGAUGUCAACGGCUCAGAUCGCAGACACGGAGGGGACCGCAGGUCUCAUCGUAAGGAAGACGACGACAAGAAAAGUCGCAGGCACGGAGACCGUGGGGACUCAGCCGACCGUGUAGCUCUCACGGAG